AUGUCUUUCCUCACCAAGCUCUUCUCCAGCCCCAAAAGACAAAGUACAACAAUUCCGACCACACCCGUCUCCGACGACUGGGAGCUCAUCUCCUCCCUCGAAGCUGUCAGCGAUGUCGGGGAUAACACCCCAAGUUGGUCUUCGACUUGGACUGUGAUUUCCACCCCCAAAUUGCCUCCCACUUCCGUCUCCACCUCAGCUUCCACUGCCACCCCCCGUUCCAAACCCAGCCCCACUACACAAAACCUCACUUCACAGCCAACGCAACCAACCAACCCCAGCACCGCCGCCGCCAGCAUCACCACGAAGGCAGAGCGGGAGGCAGAAGAAAAAGAAGAAACAGAGUCCGAGAAAUGGAUCAAACAUCACCCGCUAAACCAGCGCUACCAGCACAGCAGACUCAACAUCCUAAAGGGAAGACCCCACGGAUUGGGGGUUAAGAUACCUCGUCGACAACCCGCUGUGCCGCCUAGGGUUGAGUUGUUGAAGAGGGGUAUGGUUAAGAAUUUUGUGUGGGGGAGGAUUUGGGGGGCGUAA
Molecule: messenger RNA, 537 nt
Organism: Pyrenophora tritici-repentis Pt-1C-BFP
Lineage: Eukaryota; Fungi; Ascomycota; Dothideomycetes; Pleosporales; Pleosporaceae
Source: RefSeq, a predicted model, not a curated record